ACCCUUUUUUUUGUGUGAAAGUGCAGAACUUGCUAAAUGUAAUUCCUGGCAGCCAGGGGCCUUUUACAUUAUAACCGACUCGCUUGCAUAACUAACCUAUUUCACAAAGACUGAAGAUGAGCAUUUAAACAACAGGAGAACGAAUCCUCCAAGAUAAAUCAGUUUUUUUACAAAACCGGGUAUGGAAGUAGGUGCCGGAAACCGUUUUGUGUCAAGAACUGCUCAACAGUUUCCCAUGUGUAUCAAGAAUGGUCCACCACACAAAAGACAUCCAACCAACUUGACACAACUGUGGGAAGCAUUGGAGUCAACAAGGGCCAGCAUCCCUGUGGAAUGCUUUCGACACCUUGUAGAGUCCACGCUCCGAUGAAUUUAGGCACAUCUGAGAGCAAAAGGGGGGAGUGCCACUCAAUAUUCGAAAGGUGUUCCUAAGAUGGAGAGACUCUUUCUUGUGCAUGUUCUGUUUACAAUGUGCUGGGCUGUGCCUCAAGACCUCUCAGGUAAAAUGUUCACAUUUCCAAAGGAGUCUGUCUCUGAUCAUGUGGGGCUAAUACCAAAGGGAGAAAACUAUCCUUCUGUGACAGUAUGUCUCAGGUAUUUCACAGAUGUCAAGAGGGCGUUUUCCAUCUUUUCCAUGGCAACUCCGACAAGCACCAAUGACUUUCUGUUGUUCAAAGAGUCCAAUGGUGACAUGGAGCUACAUGUUAGAUAUGUGGGAAGUACAUUCGCAGGGCUACCAGAUGAGCAGAACAUGUGGAUGGCUCUGUGUGGGAGCUGGGACUCAGUCACCGGACUCAGUCAGGUUUGGAUCAAUGGGAAGCCAAGUGCAAGGAAGAUGGGACACACUGCUAGGAGUGUGCUGAAUGGAAAACCCAUCAUAAUCCUAGGUCAGGACCAGGAUUCUUAUGGUGGAAAUUUUGAUAAAGGACAAUCGUUUAUUGGUCAACUCACUGAUGUACACAUGUGGAAUUAUGUUCUGUCACCUUGUGAGAUCCAGCGCUUCACAAGCGACUUAAAUUUCACCCCUGGGAAUGUACUUAACUGGAGGUCCCUUGAAUACACGAUUAAUGGGCAUGUUGUUCUAGAAAACAAGCAAACACCCUGCCAAGAAUGAGCAGUGUCAACCAAUCAUUCAGCGUGUUGGGAAAUGUUGACUAUAAUCAAACAUCUGAAUAUGCUUGUGUGUCUAUUCACAACUAUCCUGCAAAUCAUCAUAAAAAGUGUUUUUCUAAUCAAAUCAAGAAACACAUUAUAUUCUUUCCUAAAGCAAUAUCUUCCAAUGAAUCUAAUAAAAUUACACUCUUUAUAGUAAAUUGUGUAUUUCAGUGCAGGCUCAUUGCAAGCCCAGUCUGGGGACAGAGGGGAUGGCAACAUGGUUGGGAACGGUGUGAUACAUUUUUAAAAGUUGGCACCCGGGUUAAAGGUCGAAUUCAGACGUUUUUAAAGGGCAAUUUCUCACGGCAAGAAUUUUGCUUGGACUGUCUGGGUGUGGUCUGAGUGGGGAGGGGGAAACUGAAAAGUAGCUUUUAUUGGCAGAGAGGUUUGGAACUUUCUUAUUGGUCUAUAGACUAAUUUACUGCCAAAUUAGUCGGGCAUGGUGACAUCACCAUGCAAGGUCAAAACUCCACCCCACCAAAACAGCCUGAAAUUUCAAGCAGUUAGUUCAAACAGCUCUUACACUAAAAGGGCAUUAUCAUCAUUCUCACUAUUCCACAGUAUUAUUCCGACUUCAUAGUGUGGAAAUAUAUAUAAAACACAGAAAAAUCCUGUUUUUAUUUGGGUAAGCAAACAUACUUAAUCCACAUGUUUAAGGACAAAGUUAACCAAAUCAGUUUUUCAAAGAUAAACCCACCAAAAUACAGUUUUGUUUAUUUACAAAACAUUAAAAUCAUGUAAACUUAAAAGGUUCAGUAAUUGAUUUACACUUCAGUCUGAAUGAGCUCUGUUAUUUCCUGGGUUGUCUAGCAACAUGCAAACACUUACGCAAACACUUCAAAUAAAUUGAAAUUGUAUCCCA
Molecule: messenger RNA, 2017 nt
Organism: Oncorhynchus masou masou (cherry salmon)
Lineage: Eukaryota; Metazoa; Chordata; Actinopteri; Salmoniformes; Salmonidae
Product: serum amyloid P-component-like
Exons: 5
Coding region: 434-1114 (226 amino acids)
Source: RefSeq, a predicted model, not a curated record